CACUUCCUGCCUGCCUUCACUUCGCAUUUGACGUGGACGGCUUCCCGCUCCCAAGUAGGGGGCGGCCCCCCUCACCUCGGCCCACCCUUCAUCCGGCGCACCCCCUUGCUGGGUGGAGUGGCACGAGGGGUCAGGGCUAAUUCCCUCCCUCCUCAGUCCCCCUUUGCGUUCCUGCGGCUCCGCGGCCUGUCUCCGAUUUCAUCUCGCUGUGCUCCUGCUCCUCUGGCCGUGGUUUCUCUUACGGAGCUAUUCUCCCCAUCUCAGAAGUACCAGCUUUUGGUGUAUCAUGCAGAUUCUCUCUUUCAUGAUAAGGAGUACCGUAAUGCUGUGAGUAAGUACACCAUGGCUUUACAGCAGAAAAAAGCCCUCAGUAAAACUUCUAAAGUGAGACCUUCAACAGGAAAUUCUGCAUCUACUCCACAGAGCCAGUGUCUUCCAUCUGAAAUUGAAGUGAAAUACAAAAUGGCAGAGUGUUAUACAAUGCUGAAACAAGAUAAGGAUGCCAUUGCUACACUUGAUGGGAUCCCUUCAAGACAAAGAACUCCCAAAAUAAACAUGAUGUUGGCAAACCUGUACAAGAAGGCUGGCCAAGAGCGCCCUUCCGUCACCAGCUAUAAGGAAGUCCUGCGGCAGUGCCCCUUAGCCCUGGAUGCCAUUCUAGGUUUGUUAUCCCUUUCUGUAAAAGGGGCAGAGGUGGCAUCAAUGACGAUGAAUGUGAUCCAGACUGUGCCUAACCUGGACUGGCUCUCUGUGUGGAUCAAAGCCUAUGCCUUUGUGCACACUGGUGACAACUCGAGAGCAAUCAAUACCAUCUGUUCACUAGAGAAAAAGUCCUUAUUACGAGAUAAUGUCGACCUGCUGGGAAGCUUAGCAGACUUGUACUUCAGAGCUGGAGAUAAUAAAAACUCUGUCCUCAAGUUUGAGCAGGCACAGAUGUUGGACCCCUAUCUGAUAAAGGGAAUGGAUGUAUAUGGUUAUCUUCUGGCACGAGAGGGGCGUCUAGAAGAUGUGGAAAACCUUGGCUGCCGCCUUUUUAAUAUUUCUGAUCAGCAUGCAGAGCCCUGGGUGGUUUCUGGGUGCCAUAGUUUCUAUAGCAAACGCUACUCUCGGGCCCUCUACUUAGGAGCCAAGGCCAUUCAGCUGAACAGUAAUAGUGUUCAGGCUUUACUGCUUAAAGGAGCAGCCCUCAGGAACAUGGGCAGAGUCCAAGAAGCAAUAAUCCAUUUUCGAGAGGCCAUAAGGCUGUCCCCAUGUCGCUUAGACUGUUAUGAAGGUCUCAUUGAAUGUUACUUAGCCUCUAACAGUAUUCGAGAAGCAAUGGUAAUGGCCAACAAUGUUUACAAAACUCUAGGUGCAAAUGCACAGACUCUUACCCUGCUAGCCACUGUUUGUCUGGAAGAUCCAGUGACACAGGAGAAAGCCAAAACUCUGUUAGAUAAAGCCCUGACCCAAAGGCCAGAUUACAUCAAGGCUGUGGUGAAGAAAGCAGAACUACUUAGCAGAGAACAGAAAUACGAAGACGGAAUUGCUUUGCUGAGGAACGCCCUGGCUAAUCAGAGUGACUGUGUCCUGCAUCGGAUCCUAGGAGAUUUCCUGGUUGCUGUCAAUGAGUAUCAGGAAGCAAUGGACCAGUAUAGUAUAGCACUAAGUUUGGACCCCAAUGACCAGAAGUCUCUAGAAGGGAUGCAGAAGAUGGAAAAGGAAGAGAGUCCCACGGAUGCCACUCAGGAGGAGGAUGUGGACGACAUGGAAGGGAGUGGGGAAGAAGGGGACCUGGAGGGCAGCGACAGUGAGGCAGCCCAGUGGGCUGACCAAGAGCAGUGGUUUGGCAUGCAGUGAGGGGCACUGCCUACUUCUCGCCCUUCCUGGACUGAAAGCUGCUCUCAGGACUCCUGUGCUCACAACAGGGCUCCCUGCAUCUUGGACUUCACUUGAGCUCGGCCAGCCUCCCGUGUCUGUCUUCCCCUGCUCCAUCAGGGGAGACCAGGGCUCACUCGGAGCGUGCAGACUGACUGGCUCUCACGCAGCUUGUUUCUGAUGUACCUGGUUGCUAAAUCCAAAGUAUGGAGGAGUUUCUUUCCCAUGUGUGCGGGUCUGAAGGAGUGACCUGCCCUCCCAGAGCAAGGAUGCAGUGCAGUGACUGGCCCCAUGAAGAGCUUUCAAGGUCCUGGAAGUCGUCAUCCUGGACCAUCACACUCCCCAGUAACGUGCCUCUGCAGUGCAGUACCACUUCAUGCCUGCAUGCUACUGGUUUGCUGCACUGUUUCCCAGUUUUCUGAGCUGUCCCUGGGGUCAGCCGGAGACAAUCUGAGGUGCGAGCGUGGUGCAGACAUAACCAAGGAGCACAGGACAUUCGCUAAUAAAACUUUGUACAGCAUGGAA
Jaculus jaculus (lesser Egyptian jerboa) is the source of this 2382-nucleotide messenger RNA. It is a transcript of the gene Anapc7, whose product is annotated as anaphase promoting complex subunit 7. Bases 343 to 1839 code for a protein of 498 amino acids. The record is from RefSeq and is a predicted model, not a curated record. Lineage: Eukaryota; Metazoa; Chordata; Mammalia; Rodentia; Dipodidae. The transcript is spliced from 11 exons. Gene Ontology annotation, molecular function: protein binding. Gene Ontology annotation, biological process: cell division.